GUCCUCCUCCGGGCGCCCCUCCCGGGGCCACGCCCCUCACACAUUGAAUGGGCACCGGCCCGGCCCGGCGGGCGCAUUGCCGCGGCCCCGGCCAUGGGCAGCUUCCAGCUGGAAGACUUCGCGGCGGGCUGGAUCGGAGGUGCAGCCAGUGUCAUUGUGGGCUACCCUCUGGACACGGUCAAGACUCGCCUGCAGGCCGGCGUGGGCUAUGGGAACACCUUCAGCUGCAUCCGCAUGGUGUACAAGAAGGAGAGCGUGUUCGGCUUCUUCAAGGGCAUGUCCUUCCCCCUGGCCAGCAUCGCCGUGUACAACUCGGUGGUGUUCGGGGUCUUCAGUAACACGCAGAGGUUCCUCAGCCAGCACCACAGCAGGGAGCCAGAGGCCGGCCCUCCCCGCAACCUGUCAGACCUGAUCCUGGCCAGCAUGGUGGCCGGCGUGGUGUCUGUCGGACUGGGCACACCCGUGGACCUCAUCAAGAUCCGCUUGCAGAUGCAAACACAGCCGUUUCGGGAAACCAGCCUCAGUUUGAAGCCCAGGGCAGUGGCUCUCGGGGAGCAGCCAGCCUACCAGGGUCCCGUGCACUGCAUUGCAACCAUCGUGCGGACUGAGGGCCUGGCGGGGCUAUACCGGGGUGCCAGUGCCAUGAUGCUGAGGGAUGUCCCAGGCUAUUGCCUCUACUUUAUCCCCUAUGUGUUCCUGACCGACUGGAUCACACCUGAGGCCUGUGCAGACCCCAGCCCCUAUGCUGUGUGGCUGGCAGGUGGCGUGGCAGGAGCAAUUUCUUGGGGGACAGCGACUCCUAUGGAUGUUGUGAAAAGUCGACUCCAGGCUGAUGGGGUUUAUUUAAGCAAAUACAAAGGUGCCCUGGACUGUAUCUCCCAGAGUUACCAGAAGGAAGGUCUUAAAGUGUUUUUCAGAGGCAUCACGGUGAACGCUGUGCGGGGCUUCCCCAUGAGCGCAGCCAUGUUCCUGGGGUACGAGCUCUCGCUGCGGGCCUUCAGAGGGGACUACCCGGUGACCAGCCCCUGAGCUCCAGGGCCAGGGCUGGUGUCAUGGACCAGGGCCUCAUUCCCUGCAGGGCGAGGCCUCUCCAGAACCUGCUAACCUCCAAACCAAGCCCCUUCCUUCCGAUUGCAAGCACUCUGCUCCUCCCCUCCGAGCCGGACCAUUGAUAGAUCGC
Pipistrellus kuhlii (Kuhl's pipistrelle) is the source of this 1180-nucleotide messenger RNA. RefSeq names its product solute carrier family 25 member 48 (gene SLC25A48). Gene Ontology annotation, molecular function: transmembrane transporter activity. The transcript has 8 exons. Gene Ontology annotation, cellular component: mitochondrion. The record is from RefSeq and is a predicted model, not a curated record. Gene Ontology annotation, biological process: transmembrane transport. NCBI's taxonomy places the organism in Eukaryota, Metazoa, Chordata, Mammalia, Chiroptera, Vespertilionidae. Bases 94 to 1029 code for a protein of 311 amino acids.